Molecule: messenger RNA, 4771 nt
Organism: Helicoverpa armigera (cotton bollworm)
Lineage: Eukaryota; Metazoa; Arthropoda; Insecta; Lepidoptera; Noctuidae
Gene: CPSF1
Product: cleavage and polyadenylation specificity factor subunit 1
Exons: 29
Coding region: 216-4580 (1454 amino acids)
Cellular component (GO): nucleus; mRNA cleavage and polyadenylation specificity factor complex
Molecular function (GO): protein binding; nucleic acid binding
Source: RefSeq, a predicted model, not a curated record
CGGAACGUUCACUUCACUAUUUUGUGGACGAAGUGUCAUGUCAAAAGACGCAACAGCUUCAAAAAUAAACAAUUAAAAAAACAAUCAAAUCUCAAUUCAAUGUAUUAGAUUUUACACAAAAUAAUGUGAAAAUACUAUUUUAAAGUGAUUCUUUAACUAUAGGUUCAAUUUUAAGUGAGUUUUGAAACAUAACCUAGAUCAGUCGCGAUUGUAAGAUGUUUUCGAUUUGCCGGCAAACGCACCCUGCUACAGGGAUUGAGCAUUCAGUGAGCUCGUGUUUCUUCAACAAUGAUGAGACGUGCCUCAUUACGGCUGGAGCGAAUAUCCUCAAGGUUUUCAGGCUGUUGCCUGAAGGCCAUACCAAGGAGGUUAACGCCGCUGGCCAGCCAAUACCCCCAAAGAUGAAGCUAGAAUGCCUAGCUACAUACACACUAUGGGGCAACGUAAUGUCUCUAGCAUCCGUCCGCUGUCCCAGCGCUGGCCGAGAUCUGAUACUGGUGUCAUUCAGAGAAGCCAAGCUGUCUGUACUACAGUAUGAUCCACAGACCGAUAACUUGAUCACGUUGAGCAUGCAUUAUUUUGAGGAGGAUGAUAUGAAGAAUGGUUGGACAACCCACCCCCACAUUCCAUGGAUCCGAGUGGACCCUGAGUGCCGAUGUGCAGUGAUGCUGCUGUACGGCAAGAAACUAGCUGUGUUACCAUUUAGAAAGGAUAUUACCAAUGAGGACGGAGAUCCUCUUGAGGCUAAGCCUCUUGAUAGUAAGAAAGCUCUACCAACACAGACAAUAAACCGUGCACCCACUUUGGCAUCCUAUGUGAUAGUGCUAAAAGAUCUGGAUGAGAAAAUAGACAAUAUUCUAGACAUACAGUUCCUACAUGGUUACUAUGAACCUACACUGUUGUUAUUGUAUGAACCUGUUAGGACUUUUGCUGGUCGUACAGCAGUCCGUAACGACACGUGUGCUAUGUGUGGCGUCAGCUUGAACAUGUCGGCUCGCGUGCACCCCGUGAUCUGGGCCACCGCGCACCUGCCCUUCGACUGCCUCAGGGCCGUGCCCGUGCAGAAGCCGCUCGGUGGAUGUCUAAUAAUGGCAGUGAACUCUCUGAUAUACUUGAAUCAGUCUGUGCCUCCGUACGGCGUAUCUUUGAACAGUAUAGCAACACAUACCACCAAUUUUCCGCUCAGAAUCCAAGAAGGAGUAUGCAUAACACUAGACGGGUCCUGCGUGGCCGGUCUCGGCGAGGGUCGGUUCGCUCUCUCCCUCAAAGGGGGACAGCUGUACGUGCUGACGCUGCUGGCUGACUCCGUGCGGACUGUCAGGAGCUUCCAUCUAGACAGGGCUGCGGCCUCCGUGCUUACUACCUGUAUGUGCGUAAUAGAAGAAGACUUUCUAUUCCUGGGCUCUCGUCUGGGCAACUCUCUUCUACUGAGAGUCACGGAGAGAGAGAACAGGAUGCUAUUCUCAGUAGAUAAGCCUUUGGAAGCCACUGUCGAUCUUACGGUGGCUGAGAAUGAACAACAAAUAAAUAAAGAGCAACAACAGAUCCGCGAGCAGUCAGACCCGGCCUCCAAGAAGCGUCGGUUGGACACCAUCAGUGAUUGUGUGGCCACCAACGUUAUAGAGAUCAGUGAUAAAGAUGAGUUGGAAGUGUAUGGGUCUGACAUCAGAACUUCUACGCAGCUUACUAGUUAUGUUUUUGAGGUAUGCGACUCCCUACUCAACAUCUGCCCUAUAGGCGACGUCUCCAUGGGAGAACCUCAACUGGUCAGCGAGGAACUGCCCCGAGCCCCAGACAACCCCGCCAUAGAACUGGUAGCUUGCAGCGGCCGCGGGAAGAACGGUGCUCUCACUGUCUUACAGCGGACUGUUAGACCCCAGUUGAUUACCGCCUUCAACUUGCCUGGUUGCCUAGACAUGUGGUCGGUGCUGGGCGAGGGUACGGAGGGCUCGCGGGAGGCGGACGGCACGCACGCGUACCUCAUACUCACGCAGGAGGACGGCAGCAUGGUGCUGCAGACUGGUCAAGAGAUCAACGAGGUAGACAACUCGGGCUUCAUGACGGGCUCGCCGACUAUAUUCGCGGGCAACCUCGGCAACAACAAGUUCAUGGUGCAGGUCACCACUACCGGCAUUAGACUUAUUAAGAACGGCGUCCAACUCCAAUCAGUGCAGCUGGAAUGGACGGCGGCGUACGCGGCGGCGGCCGACCCCUACCUGUGCGUGCAGUCGCUCUGCAACCGCGUGCUCGUGCUCGCGCUGCGGGAGUUCCGCGGGAAGGACGGGGCGUCAUCAGGUCGUCUGGCUCCGACUCGUCAAACAGUGCCGCAUCGACCGGGAGUGUUACGAGCUACCGUGUAUCGCGACCUUAGUGGACUGUUCACGCCGCCUGAUGCUCCUAAUGCACAAGUAAAAGGCGAGUUCACAGGUAAGAUGAAAGGCAAGAACGUGAAGGCCGAGGGCUUCAAGCCGGGCGCCGUGUACGAGCUCAACGAUGAAGACGAACUGCUGUAUGGCGGCGACCAGACUCCUGCUUCCAUGGCUAGCAUAAUGUUAGCAGAACAAUCAAAGAACCCCGGCGUCCCUCGCCGCAUCUCGCGCUGGUGGAAGAAAUACCUCGUGGAAGUUAAAGCCACCUACUGGCUGUUCGUGCUCCGCAUCAACGGCAACCUUGAGAUUUACUCGUUACCCGAGAUGAGGCUCAGCUUCCUCGUCAGAGAUGCCUGCGCUGGGAAUACUAUCCUAGCAGACAGCCUGGAAUCAGUCCCCAUUCCCAGUGGCGGCAUAGAAGACGAGGAGUUAAGCAGUGGUGGUCAGAACGUGGACGCGGACAAGUGCCGCGAGCUGCUGGUGGUGGGCGUGGGACACAAGGGCACCAGGGUCUUAAUGCUGAUGCGAUGUGAAGACCAGCUUAUGAUAUAUCAGGCAUACAAAUACCCUCGCGGCAACUUAAAGCUCCGCUUCAGUAGAUCCCGCGUGUCGUUCCCCUUCGGCUACAACGCCGCGCCGCUCACCGAGCCCGCCGACUCCUAUGAGACUGCUCUGCUGAAGGAAAAUGUUAGACAGUGCCGGUAUUUUGGUAACGUAGGCGGCUACAACGGCGUGUUCAUCUGCGGGGCCACCCCAUACUUCCUGUUCCUCUCAGCCCGAGGAGAACUGAGGCUGCACCCGCUGUGCUCGGAGGAAGCUCCCGUGCCUACCUUCGCACCGUUCAAUAAUACAAACUGCCCGCAGGGGUUCUUGUAUUUUAAUUCUAAGUCAUCCCUUCGCAUCAGUGCCCUCCCAACCCACUUAUCGUACGACGCAUGGUGGCCAGUCCGCAAAGUACCGCUCCGAGUGACUCCUCACUUCGUGACCUUCCACCUGGAGUCCAAGACCUACUGCCUCGUGGCCUCCACCCACCAGCCCACCACCUCGUACUACAAGUUCAACGGCGAGGACAAGGAGAAGACCAGCGACAACAAGGGGGAUAGAUUCCCCUACCCCCUCCAAGACCGUUUCUUCGUGACUCUCUUCUCGCCUGUAUCGUGGGAGAUCAUCCCCAACACUCGUAUAGAGCUGGACGAGUGGGAACAUGUCACGUGUCUCAAGAACGUCUGUCUGUCUUAUGAGGGAACUAGGUCCGGAUUGAGAGGCUACAUAGCGAUAGGAACAAACUACAAUUACAGUGAAGAUAUCACUUCUAGAGGGAGGAUAAUAAUCUACGAUAUCAUAGACGUUGUACCCGAGCCGGGACAGCCUCUUACAAAGAAUCGUUUCAAGGAGUUAUACGCUAAGGAACAAAAGGGACCCGUGACUGCUCUCACUCAAGUAUUGGGAUACCUCAUCUCUGCAGUUGGACAGAAGAUCUACAUCUGGCAACUUAAAGACAACGACUUAGUCGGCGUCGCGUUCAUAGACACACAGAUUUACGUGCACAAGAUGCUUUCUGUUAAGAACUUAGUUUUAGUCGCCGAUGUAUACAAGUCUAUAUCGCUGCUGAGAUAUCAAGCACAACACAGGACACUGUCCCUUGUGUCCAGGGACUUGAGAAGUGCACAGAUCUACGAGAUGGAGUUCAUGGUGGACGGCAGCGGGCUGGGCUUCGUGGUGAGCGAGGCGGACGGCAACCUCGCGCUCUUCAUGUACCAGCCGCAGGCACGGGAGAGCUACGGAGGUCAGCGUCUUAUUCGUAAGAGCGACUACCACCUGGGCCAGCAAGUGAACGCGAUGUUCCGCAUCGCUGCCACACACACCUCCGCGCAGCGACAUGUCACUAUGUUCACAACCCUGGACGGAGGAGUAGGCUACGUGCUGCCCAUCACGGAGAAGAUGUACCGGCGCCUGCUCAUGCUGCAGAACGUUAUGAACAACUACUGCUGCCAUAUAGCGGGACUCAACCCUAGGGCUUACAGAACGUACAAGUCCCGUCGCUCUCUGUCGGGCGGCGCGAUGCGCGGCAUACUGGACGGCGACCUCGUCACGCUCUACACCACCAUGCCUAACGCGGAGAAGGCUGAUAUCGCCAAAAAGAUCGGCACGAAAGUAGAAGAGAUAAUGUCUGAUUUGUACGAGAUAGACAGACUGACUGCACACUUCUAGAGUUACUUAGCAUAAGUUAGCUUACGUGUAAAUACAUACCGUCGUACCACAAGAACUUUUCAACGUCUGUUCAACACUUGUCUAAAAAAAUGUCUGAUUAUCACGUUGAAAUAAGGUUUGCAGCUUUUUUUAGACAAGUUUUCAACAAAUGUUUAAGUUUUUGUAGUAAGGCUAAUAAGGUUUAAAAAUAA